Molecule: messenger RNA, 5341 nt
Organism: Chelmon rostratus (copperband butterflyfish)
Lineage: Eukaryota; Metazoa; Chordata; Actinopteri; Chaetodontiformes; Chaetodontidae
Gene: neil3
Product: nei-like DNA glycosylase 3
Exons: 10
Coding region: 62-1819 (585 amino acids)
Biological process (GO): base-excision repair
Cellular component (GO): nucleus
Molecular function (GO): damaged DNA binding; zinc ion binding; DNA-(apurinic or apyrimidinic site) endonuclease activity
Source: RefSeq, a predicted model, not a curated record
UCGAGACGACAACAAACUGUGUUGUAAGCUAGUAGAGUGCUUUUAAAGUCUGAAUUAGAGGAUGGUUGAAGGUCCAGGCUGCACAUUAAACGGAGAGAAAAUCCAUUCGAAAGUCCAGAAAGGACAGAAAUUAAAAGAGACCAGAGGCAGUUUGAUAACUUCGGCGAAAAACAGCUCCAAGGAAAAUGUCUUCCACAGUCUUUGUGGUUGUCAGUACACCGGUGUUGACACUUUGGGAAAGGAGCUCUUCAUGUACUUCGGUGUAAGAGCCUUGAGAGUCCACUUUGGUAUGAAUGGAUCAAUGCGUAUAAACCCUGCUGAGAGGAAGGAUAGGACUGGCUCCAUACCAGCACUGGAAAUCCACCUGAGUAACGACAUUGUGUGCUUCUUUGACAGCACUGUGGAAAUAAGGUUGACAGAGGACUGUGAGCAAAGGGUGAGGGCUAUGGAGAGUCAGGAUGUGUGCUCACCCAAGUUCAGCUUCUCCCGCUCUGAGGAGGCAGUGAGAAGCCAAAGUAGCAGGAUGCUCUGUGACGUUCUCCUAGACCAGGCCGUCAUGCCAGGAGUCGGCAACAUCAUUAAAAACGAAGCACUGUUUGACUCGGGCCUCCACCCAGCCGUGAAGGUUCAGCAACUGACAGACGAGCAGAUCCACCACUUGGUGAAGAUGACGCGUGAUUUCACUCUCCUGUUUUACAAGUGUCGCAAAUCUGGCUCUCCUCUCUACAAACAUUACAAAGUCUACAAGCGUCCCCAGUGUGGCCAGUGCUUUCAUGUCAUCACAGUCUGUCGUCUAGGAGACAACGGCAGGAUGACUUACUUCUGCGAGAGCUGUCAGAAAGGAGAUCCCAGCAAGGUUGAUAUCAGUAAGCUUCCAGUCAGAAACAGCCUGAUUGGCUGGGCCUACAAUGAGAGAACCAAUGAUAAUGUGGCUAAGAAGGAGGAAGAGGACUGGACCUGUCAACUCUGCACACUCAUCAACCAGCCAGCAGCCAAAGCCUGUGAUGCAUGCCUCACUCCAAGACCUGAGGCCCACAAAGACAACAUUAGCGCUGAAGCAUCACCCUUCACUGCUGACUUGAUUGACUUGAUUAAAUACCCCUGCACUGCCUUCAAGAAGCCACAAGAGGAGCUCAAAGUCAACUGGAGGUCUGCAUUUGGGACUUCCACCCUUGUUUUCUCUGACUUGAGCAAGAAGCCAAAGCCUGUAAACUCCCCACUCUGCCCAGCCGGCAGUCAUUUGAAUUCCUUGGCGGCAGAGCGAGGUUUAUAUAAAUACAGUGUCUGCCAAGGGACAACAAGCCCCAAUUAUGCCUCUGGUGGCUGGCAGAGGCAAAGUGCCGAGCUCUCCAAUGGGGAAUCACUGGCCUCCUACAGUCACCCAUCCAAGAAAAUGAGAAUUGAUCACAGUCCCUUUCCCAGUAACAAUGCUCAAAAUGGAACCCCCAACUCAUGUACACGGAAAAUAGAUGCGACAAGCCGCAGCUCCUCCAUUUCUUCCAAUCCCAGUGCUCCAUGUUGUGCAUCCCAUCGUCGUCCAACUGUCCUCAGAGUGGUCCACAAGGAGGGGGAGAAUAAGGGACGACAGUUCUACGCCUGCUCACUUCCCAGAGAGACUAAAUGUAACUUCUUUGAGUGGGCUGACUUGCACUUCCCUUUUUGUCACCAUGGGAAACGCUGUUUAAUGAGGACGGUCCUGAAACUAGGACCCAACAACGGCCGGAAUUUCUACACCUGCAGCUUUCAAAAGGGUAAACAGUGUGACUUUUUCCAGUGGGCAGACAAUGGACCAGGGGUGUCCAGCCUCCCUGGUUGUUAAUGUGUUUUUGCAAUGCAUCACUUCCAAGUGAAACCCGAUGCCUAUAUGUUCACAUAAAUCAAAAUAGAACGGGACCCAAUAACUCUAACCUUCAUGAUAUUUGCACAACGUACUGAACCACACAUGUAAUGGAGAAUGUCUUUCAGAUCACACCACUUGUUUGUACAAAAACAUUGUACCUAAUCAAAUGUCUAGUUGCAUUUUAUUUGUAUCCUGUCCUAUCAGUGCCCAUCUGUUAAAGAAGUAUGAAAAAUGUGAUAAUCUAGACAAGUUAAAGCAGCAAAAAGUAAAAUUUUGUGAGUUUCACAUGAGUUUUUAAUUACAUUUUAUUUCUGAAUUAAAACCAAAAUCAUCAACAUAAAAACAGUAUUAAUUUAUUGACGUAUAUAAGAGGUGCACACAAACAUACACCAUUUAAAAGCAGUCCACAGACUUCAGGAGUGGUGUAUCCGAGUUUGAUACCAUGUAGUGGAACUGGGAGAAGCCAGGGACUUUGCUACAGGCUGCACCUUCAAAGAGCAAAACAUUAUGUUACAGGUCAAACGAAGUUUGUAUCACCUUUGCAUUAAGGCCCUAUUUAAUGCUAGUAUUAAAUGAUAUCAGUAUGAUCUGUAUAAAGAUCUGCCAUUCAAAUACUAACAAGCCUAAUCACAUGCACUGUAUUACACCUGUUCAUCUACAUGUUUUACUAUCUGCAUCACGUGCUGAUGUAAUUAUUCAUACACACUGUAAAGUGGGCAAUAAGUGUGGAAGUGGCAACACAAACAUUUUAGUUGUGGGGUGAAUAGAUAAAAUAAAAAUACGGGGUGUUGAGUGUUGAGUAUUAAAAGUUGAAAGGGUUAUCUUAAAGGUAAUCUGUGUUUUAGACUAUUAGGAGCACUGUGAAUCACUUUUUGAGUCAACCCCCCCCCCCUUUGUCUCCUGCACAUUGCACACACCUUCUUUCUCAUUCAACUGACCUACAGGUGGCAGUAACUCGCCAAGAUGUGCAGCAAUGUGUAAACAAAUGCAGUGAAUAAGAUAGCAAGCUGUUGAACAUGGCUGUAAACAAUGCAGGGUUUAAAAUGCCUGAACAUUCAGCUUUGCACAUGUUUUGUGAGGAAAGAAAUGCAAUCAAACAUGUUUGUUAGACCUCAAGUAUACACACAAUGCACUCGUAACAGUGGACGUAAACCAAACUUUCGUCUGUUUCCAAGAACACUCCACAGGGCACCUUCAUGAGUUUUUUGACAGACGCAAGCGGAGUGGCAUGGCACUUUAGCUGCCACACUGUUGUCAUGAGAACAAAACAAUUACCAGGUAGAACAGAUUGUGCUGGGGUUCCAGUGAAGACUGGAUGUCAAACUUCAGAUUAGAAGACAGUUUAAUGAAACUGGGGUAUUAUCUGUACAGUUAAAAUUAUGUUGACACAUUUACCAUUAAUCUACAUAAAUCUUUGGCCAUCUAGUUUCAAACCUUUUGAAGGCUGUACUGUAUGUUGCGCACUUGUCUCCUCAGGUUGUGUGAAAACCUUUUAAAGCAAAUUCAAAUUAAUUACAUCAAGUCUGACUUGACUUGCACUUAUACUUAUUGUCAUAGUGCCAGUCCACAUGAAAUGCCCCCCCAUUUAAGAGAUUGUUAAAUGUAAAAUAUUUUGUUGAUGGCAUUACAGUAGCAAGACCACACAGAAAAUUGGUUAUUUGUAUAUACAUAAUUGGAAGUCAGGACUAGUUUGGGUCAGUUUUAAAGCCGAUGUCCUACAAGCAUGUGAAAAUCUAAUAAUAUUCUAAUAUUUUUAAUUCUAAUUACAUUCUAAUGAUGGCCAUUUAAAAAGAAGCAGUAAACUGUUAUGAUUACAGCAACCAGUUAUUUGUACAUAUUGAUAUUUUAUCUGUUCAGGCAUAAUUUACACUGGAUUCUCUCAUUUUUUUACUGAAAAUUACAAUAAGGAAGUAUAAAUGCAUAGUAUGUAAUAGCUUUCAGGCAAAUACAAAUACUCAUAGAAACUGAAAGAAAAAGCUAUUAAAAAAAGACUGCCCUUAUCAAUAUGUCCAUGUGUAUACAUCUGCUUGUCAGCAUUUCUCUGCAUGUGUGUGUGUAACUUGGUUGCAUUUGGCAUAACAAAGGCAGGUGUGAACCUUAACACUCACCAUAAUGGCCUGUUGUGUUAGCACAGAUGAUGGCUCCAAAGAAUUCUGAGUAAUGCCUCUUGAUUCUGGAAAUGGCCGUCUUGCAGGCUGCCGAGGGAUCGGCCCCGGUCCUCAUCAGCUCCACGGCCAAGUAACUGUUGGCAGGAUUACAUGAAGUACACAUGAGGCGAGCUAAGGAGUGCUGUCAGGGCCACCAACCAGGAUGAUGAUGGGGAUGUGCAUGUGAUUAUGGCGUGGGAUAAAUCUGAUGCAAACAAAUCUCAAUGUCAAGAAACAGUGAUUAAAUAUGAUCCAAAAAUUCAGUAUUUCCACUCUCACUCACUAAUUUACCAUCACUGCAAAGCAAAUGACUGGCUCUGACAUUAACUCCAUUACCCUGAGGUCAAAUGUACAAAACAAUGAGCGACACGUUGCAAUUUCCUAAAAUUGACUUCUGUAAAAGUUUGUAUUUUAGCGUGUGAAAUGUGUAGUAGGGCUGCACGACUGGACGAAUAUAUUGGUUAUUGAGUGCAUCACCAGUUUUUGUUGGAGUGGAGGAGAGCUGCUGCCCAGCGACAGACUUGCGUACAGCGAGUUAACAGUGUGUAGAGCCAGAAUAAUUUUUGAUCUAACUCAAUGAACUGAGGGUUUAUUUAGAUCAAACCUGAGUUGGUGAUUGUUGGAACAGUGGAAAGACUAACCAAGGUCGUUUCUGUCUGUUUUAUUUUAUUUCUGUCGUGUUUGAAUGAAGUCUGUCUUAUGAUGAGUUAUAUAAAGGCAGUGAAGCUUGUCUUGGUGAAUGAGAGAAACUUGAAUUCAAAAGGUUGUAUUUUUCUGUUUUUUGGGGAAAAUAGAUGUAAGAAGAGUUUAUUCAUUAGACCAAGAAAAGCUAACAGCUGGGGGUACACACACAAAAUUGUCGAAUAUUGGAAAUCGCUAGAAGAUGUUGACGCAUCGUCCAACCCUAAUGUGCAGACACCUGAUUCCUAAAUGAAUACUUCUGACAGGAGAUGUCUCAUGGCAGCUGUUAUUUUUCACACAACAUAGUGAGCAAAUUUGUGCAAAAUUUCCCUUUUUGGAAUGUGGUACUUUUCAUUUGAAUGUAUCUCAUAACACUCGUUAAAAGUAUUUUUUUUUUAUUUUUGGACCAUUCCGACAUACAGAAACAGGACAGAUGCAUUUUUAAAAUGGCUCAUUGCUAGUGAUGAUGUGUUACUUAUACAUUUUGACAGCGAUGUCCAUGGGAAGCCUUGCAACCACACUUGCUCAGAAAAAUGUGGGCAUGGAGAAUGAAUGAUAAACAGUCUGCAGUCCAGUAGUAGCAAGGUCUUCUUGAAAAAUGCAUCCCCCAAUAGUUCAAGGAAGUGACUGAGAAAGCUGUGAUUGAAAUAGGCAUCCCUGAGGUGUGGUUGUG